Molecule: messenger RNA, 3845 nt
Organism: Chroicocephalus ridibundus (black-headed gull)
Lineage: Eukaryota; Metazoa; Chordata; Aves; Charadriiformes; Laridae
Gene: ARHGAP36
Product: Rho GTPase activating protein 36
Exons: 13
Coding region: 480-2234 (584 amino acids)
Biological process (GO): signal transduction
Source: RefSeq, a predicted model, not a curated record
UGGGAAAUGCUCCCUGCUUCCUCUCCAGCCUCUUCUGAUCUUUUACUCACCAGGCAGCGAAUGCAAAGUCCUCCUCCUUUCUUCAAAGCAGAUGGAGUUGGCUGAUGAUGGCAGUGUGGGGUGUUGCGUGUCUUGCGGGUGGCCGUAGAUGCGUAAGGCGCUCUGGGGUCUGCAACCCACCAAGUACAACGCAUCGUACAAGAUGAUGCCUGUCCAUCUGUCCCGUCAGGCCGGUGAGAUCUUCAACACCAGAGCUUUGCAGGGGCCCCCUGCGGUCCCUCAGACCCAUCGUGGCUGCAGAAGGCAACCUUGUGCCUGCCCGUGCCUGGCCACGCUGGAGACUCGGUCGUUGGGAAGAUGCUGUGACGGAGCAGUUGAGGGUUGGUGUGGGGAGCCAAGGUGAAAACCACCUGCUGGCCCCCAUUGACCAGCACCCAGCAGCACAUUUCCCUUUCGGGUUUCACCUGCCGGGACAGCUGAUGUGUCGAAAAUUCACGUUCUCGUCCCCCCCUCUCCUCCCCUUGGCCGCCUUUGGCUGCAGCGUCUCCUCUCCGCCACUUCUCCGCUUCUCCUCCCGCCAGCAGGCAGGGAAGGGUCUCCCACCCGCGCUGCGGGGCUGCUCGAGACACGACGGAGACGCUGCUUGGAAAACCAUCCUGAAGGAAGAGAAGGGAGCCCAGGCUGCCGCUGGCCGUGCCGCAAGAAGGAACUGGGGAAGCCCUAAGGCAGCUGCAUCCUCGGUGACUCCACUCCAACCGUCCCUCCCGCUCUGCCCGGAGCUGCCAGCUUUGCCUGCAGAAAGGAGGAUCUUUCUCUCGGCCCUUCUGCUAGGACGAAGCACGGAGAUGCAGCCCGUGCCCCUGCACAGCCUUUCGGAGCUGGAAAGAGCCAGUCUGCAGGAGAUCGCGCUCUACCAGCUGCAGGAGAAGCGGCUCGUUGGGGACCUCCGCCUGGCCAAAGUCGGACCUAAAGGCAGCAAAUCUAUCCGCCAGAAACUGGAGAGCUUUUCAAAGGAGAAGAAAGACUGCUCUCCUCAGACUUUUGGGAUCCCCCUCUUCCAAGUCAUCGCCAAUGACCGUGCCUACAAGCAGCUCCAGGAAGACGUGAAGAAAAGCCGCCGGCUCUGCCUGGAGGUGGAAGCGACAGUGAAGAGAUUCCAGGCCCAGAGGCAGAAGAGGUCCCCGAUGGGCAGGAGCUGUGUCCUGGUGCCCUGCGGGCUCUUCCCGGAAGAGCCGCUUUCCCCAACUCUUCUCCACAACGGCUCCUGGAGCCAGCGAAGGGGGGCCAUGUCCGUGGACUCCAUCACUGACCUGAGUGACAACACUUCCAAGCUGCUGGAGGCGCUCCAGCUGUCCCACCCCCACGAGCUGGACCCCCGCAGGAGCCUGGGCAAGACGAAGAUGUUGAGCCUCAACCCCAUCACCUGGCAGGUCCCGCGCAUCGUGGAGAGGUGUUGCAAACACAUUGAAACACACGGUCUCCAAACGGUGGGCAUCUUCCGGGUGGGGAGCUCCAAGAAAAGAGUUCAGCAGCUGAGGGAAGAGUUUGACCAAGGACUGGAUGUUUUCUUGGAUGAGCAUCAAAGUGUUCAUGAUGUGGCUGCUCUGCUCAAAGAGUUUCUUCGGGACAUGCCGGAUCCCCUGAUUCCCAGGGAGCUCUAUGCAGCCUUCCUCAGCACAGCUGCCAUGGAGGGCCCGGCACAGCUGGCCGCCCUCCAGCUGCUGCUCUUCCUGCUGCCCCCCUGCCACAGCGACACGCUGCACCGGCUCCUGCGGUUCCUCAGUGAGGUGGCCCGGCACGCCGAGGGCUCCCGGGGCCCCGACGGCCAGCAGAUUCCUGGGAAUAAAAUGACAGUUUCAAACUUGGCCACGAUCUUUGGUCCCAACAUCCUUCAGAAAGAGAAGCCUGGGGAGAAAGACACGGGUGCCAUGAACUUUGAAGACAGCGCGGCCAUCAUACUGGUACUCCAGAGGCUGAUUGAGCACUACCAGACCUUGUUCAUGGUCUCCCCAGAAAUGCAACGUGACGUCCUAAGGAGGCUCUUUCAGACAGACCCCGAUGUCAUUGACUACCUUUUGCGCAGGAAGCUCAAUGCCAUGCCGAGCACAGAGAGUGAGGAUUCAAGAGAGGAGCACGCUCCGCUGCCUGCUGGGACCCACACCCUGGGGAGCAGCUCGGUCUCGUCGGAGCUGUACAGCAACGUCUCCUUCCUAAACCUGGACGUUGGCAUCUAGCAAGCCUGGCCCAUGCCCUCUGCACCGCCUUCUGUGGACAAAGCUGGGCAACCUUUCCCCGGCGAAAACAAGCCCUCUAUCCCGCUUUGGAGGAGCGGAGAAGCGAAAGGAGUAAGAACGUCUGUGGGAGCAUCUCUGCUGCUGGCAGACGUGCCAAAUCGUUCUGGUGCAGGCAGGGCCACAGCAGGAGAGGUGUUUGCAGGUUGCCAGCAGAGAAGGGCUUUCCACACCUGGCUUUGUUGCCGGAUGGCAACCAAGAAACCUGUGUGCUUGAGCGGCGGCUGUGGGAAGGGGAUGGAGCCAGGACGCCACGGGCACAUGCUGUAGCCUUGCCUGGGGGGCUGAAGCACUGCCUCUGCCACCUACUGCUCCUCAGGAGCUCGAGGCGCGAGGUGUCCGUCCCCAGUGAGGUGAGGGAGCUCUCGGCUCAGGGGUGGCAGCACAGGCCACCGCAGGGUGGCUUCGUGGCGUCCCUGCCCAGGGAGGACAACCUCUGCCCUCCGAAUGACCACCCUGCACUGGGCAGUGAACUGGUGCAGACUGGGGAGCAGCAGGCAGGAGUGUGACAGCUCGUGCUGAGCUCGGUGGAUGGGACUCGGAGCUCCAAACCAGAGCCCGUCUGGUGCGUUCGCUGUGGUGGGACUGGCUGCUUGGGAGAACUGGGGGGAGCGGCAGCCUGGGGCUGAGCCCCCCGGCGCAGACAGGGAGGAGGGUGGCCCGAGGCAGACGUGGAUGGGGACCGUUAGCAGGGCAGCGAGGAUGGAAAAGUGCCGUUCGGCUUUGGGCAGUCGGUGCUUUGGGAUCCCGUUUGCUGCAUGUUGCCGUAUCACAGGAUUGUGUGGAGAGGAAGCUCUCUUGGAGCCACAGGAAUGCCCGCGGGGGUGAAGCGACGGCACCGCCAUUGCAAAGGCACCCUGGCCUGUCGUGCUGAGGAUGAAAACUCCUCAUUUGAUGGACAGAAAACACUGUACCGACCCCAAAAUGUAUGGCUGGUGUGAUAAGAGGGAACAAUAUACUCUGAGGAUUAUAAAUUUCAAUUUUCCUUGAGUUAAUAUUCAGUAAGUAGACCUUCUAAUGUAUUUUAUAGAUUAUGUCAUCUUUUCAUGGUCUUUGGCUGAGAAACGCCUGGUUUGGUUUGUUCGUACUGCUCAGGCAUUGGAAGUCACGGCCAGUUACGUGCAAACGUGCAUUUCUAGCCGGUGUGGCAGAACGAAAGUUUUCAGCAAAUACUGUGUCUUGUUUUCUCCAUUUACCCUGCCGGACACGGCCCGGGACCCCCUCCCCCAGUACCCCCGUGGGUGGGCUGUCCCCCGGCGGCGGCGGGAGGGAUGCUGUGGCCAGCGGCUGCGGGCGGGCUGGUCCGGCACAGCCAGCCCCAGCGCGGAGCGUAGAACGUCGGGGUGUGGAGGGGGAGUCGAAGGCAGGGAGGCAGCAAAAGAGGCGCCUGGGAAUUCUGCGUGCAACAGUUCCUGUCUUUCGUCUGUCUUCUGAGGUCGUGUAAUUUAUAACGAAAUUGAAUAUAUAUUGAAAUGCCAAUUGUCGUGUUCAGAGUUUAGAUGUUACUUCCGAGGAAAGGCAGUUGGAGUGCCGAGAAGGGGGCAGGCGGGUGGG